Molecule: messenger RNA, 1362 nt
Organism: Monosiga brevicollis MX1
Lineage: Eukaryota; Choanoflagellata; Craspedida; Salpingoecidae
Exons: 5
Coding region: 1-1362 (453 amino acids)
Biological process (GO): carnitine biosynthetic process
Cellular component (GO): mitochondrion
Molecular function (GO): oxidoreductase activity
Source: RefSeq, a predicted model, not a curated record
AUGGUGGUGGUACCUUGUGUGGUGCGACAGGCGGCUCGUGUGGGAGUUCGACCGGGGCGGCGGGCCUUGGCUGCCGUGGCCGUACCACCCUGGCCGCAGCGUUAUCAGAGGCAAGAAGAUCUGCCGUUGGCUGCUCGUCUCACGAGGGCCCGGGCUGAUCCGGAUGGCCACGUUCAUGUGGGGUGGGCUGAUGGCACUGAACACAAGCUACACCGCAAGUGGCUACGUGAUGUUGACCCCGCCCUCACCAAUCCCACCUCCCUGCAGCGUGAAGCUACACCAGAGCAGCUCGCGGCGGCUCAUGUCGCCGACGCCUGGGUGGAUGACCAAGGUGCACUCCAUGUAACCUUUCAGGAGUCGGAUGGCCCAUCUCGGGUUGUUCUGGACCAAGCCUGGCUCGCCUUGCAUACCCGCGGGCAGCGCGCCACGGCCACAAACCCCGCUCCUGCCUGGCGUCCCACUCCGGCUCCGCUUUCUCUGGCUGAGAUUGAAACCCUCCUGCCCACACAUCUCCCAAGCCCCGGCGACUUUGCGCCGCGCCGCAUCCCGCGGUCGCAGUUGCUCGAGGACCCGCUGCCUGCUUUGACUGCAGUCCAAGAAGACGGCAUGGUCAUCAUUACCGACAUGCCCACCUGUGAUCUGCGGGACCCAGACACGUCCACGCAGCAGCCUCUCAUCGAGGCCACAGCUUUGGCCAUGCGCCAAUUUGGACAGCUCCAGCGCACCUUCUAUUCAGAUGGCCUCUGGGACACGGCACCCAAGGACGCCGCUGACGUCAACGACACUGCUUACACCAACCUGGGGCUGCCCCUCCACACCGAUGCCACCUACAUGCGCGAGCCCCCGGGACUGCAGCUGUUUUGCUGCACCGCCCAAAGCUCCGAUGGGGGCGCUUCACUCUUUGGCCACGUGAAUCUGGUACUCAAGGCCUUGUACGAGCAAGAACCGGAUCUCUUGACGUAUUGUUUCAACACACCCUGGGCUUUCCAGGCGCUUGAAACAAACGUCCAUUAUCAUGCCAUGGGCCCAAUCUUCGGAGCAGAAGCGCCGCAGGAUGUGGUGAUGCGCUUCAAUCCCACGGACCGGGCAGCCAUGCCACAACUCACCUUUGAUGAGCUCGAGGCCUACUAUCACUGCCUCGAACGGCUCACGGCCCUCUUGGCGAGUCCCAAGUGUUUGUAUCACAGCGAGCGCUUGGCCGUGGGCGAAAUGGCCGUGAUCAACAAUCACAAGGUUCUCCACGGGCGCGAAGCCUUUGUGGGCCAUCGAAACCUGGUGGGCUGCUACGUCACCAUGGAUGAAUUUCAGUCGCGGUUGCGCCUGGCCGGCCCCGAUCAGCACGACCCACGCCGACACGCUUGA